Messenger RNA from Westerdykella ornata, 1707 nucleotides. Its product is annotated as F-box domain-containing protein. NCBI's taxonomy places the organism in Eukaryota, Fungi, Ascomycota, Dothideomycetes, Pleosporales, Sporormiaceae. Bases 167 to 1693 code for a protein of 508 amino acids. The transcript is spliced from 2 exons. Gene Ontology annotation, molecular function: cis-regulatory region sequence-specific DNA binding; protein binding. Gene Ontology annotation, cellular component: nucleus. The record is from RefSeq and is a predicted model, not a curated record.
GCAAACUCGGUCCUGCCUUCACUGCUAAGCCAUCUCUUUCUCAUCCUUUGCUCGGCCACCCCAUUGGUUAUUUCCUCCUUUCUUCCAGUUUACUGCAGGAGUCACGGGACUCGAAUGGAUUACCGAGUUGCUUAUUCCUGAACGUUCUAUUUCUCAGUUUCCAUAGAUGGCGCCUGGGACAUUGCUUGACCACAGUUCUGCCCGCACAGAAGUGUUUCCGCCACCGUUCAAGAAGGCCAAACUUUCGCCGACCUCGACUCUGAUACCGUCCGAGGACGCGGGCGAAGUGGAAGUGGCAAAAGCGGUGCCGACACAUCCUCUGCACAUCAGACCUGCGGGCAAUGCCUAUACUGCUUUGGAGAAUCUCAAGGCACAUUGCGGACUCUUCGCGAGGCUCCCGGAUGAGUUGCUGAGCCACAUUCUUGAGUCAUUCGAUGCCGACUCACUCACUCGUCUCGGGAGCACCUGUAAGGCCUUGUACGCUUUUACUCGGCUGGAUGAGUUAUGGAGAGCCUUGUUCAUCAAAUGUCCUCCUGAGCACUUUGAGUGGCGCGGUACAUGGCGGGCAACACACCUCAACAUCCCCAGAGAACUCGUGACUUCAAUCUGUUGCAAGAAUCUUUUUUCAGAUGUACUGUACAGACCAUUUCAAUGUGCCAAUACCCCUCUGGAGCCCUUUGUGGAGAACAUUCCCGCUCAGAACGCCAUCCCCAGACUGGAAGAUUUGACAUACGAGGAGUAUGCUGAAAACUGGACGAAUAAGCCUUUCAUCCUAACAUCGCCUGUGAAAGAGUGGCCUGUAUAUGGAUCCUGGACACCCCAGACCUUGCUGGAGAAGUACCCCGAUGUCAAAUUCCGAGCCGAAGCCGUCGACUGGCCAACCAGAAAGUACAUAGACUACAUGUACGACAACGCCGACGAAAGCCCCUUAUAUGUCUUUGACCGUGCCUUUGCCGAGAAGACAGGCAUCAAAGUCGGCCGUGAGGCCCCCGAUGCAGCAUACUGGCCGCCAGACUGUUUCGGCGAGGACCUCUUUGAUGUCCUAGGGGACCUAAGACCAGACUGUAGAUGGAUGAUUAUGGGCCCGAAGAGGAGUGGUUCGACCUUCCACAAGGACCCCAACGCCACGUGUGCGUGGAACGGUGUCUUGACCGGCUCGAAGUACUGGCUCAUGUUCCCGUCCUCGCCCUCGCUGCCCCCACCUCCUGGGGUCAUACUUUCCGAGGACCACUCGGAGAUCACAUCCCCACUUUCGAUCGCAGAGUAUCUGCUCACUUUCCAUGCUCUUGCUCGUCGGACUCCGGGUUGCCGUGAAGGCGUCUGCUACGCCGGCGAAGUGUUGCACGUCCCAUCUGGCUGGUUUCACCUGGUUCUGAAUCUCGAAGACAGUUUGGCUCUGACGCAGAACUUUGUGCCGAAGAAGCGUUUGUCUGAUGUUUUAGGGUUUUUGCGAGAUCAGAGGGACCAAGUGAGCGGCUUCAGAGAGGAUGUGUGCGACCGUGCAUACGAGCUGUUUGUUGAGAGGCUCAAAGAGGCACAUCCCCAUAUUUUAGAGCAGGGUCUGCAAGAAUUGGAGCGUAAGAGUAAGAAGGGUAGGGGUAGGUGGGAGGAGCUCACUAAGGCUGAUGAGGAGGAGUCCGGCGGCUUCAGCUUCGGGUUUGGAGGCGAUGACGAUGAUGCUGAAGUGCCUUGAGCACUUAAUACUCU